Molecule: messenger RNA, 6770 nt
Organism: Triplophysa rosa
Lineage: Eukaryota; Metazoa; Chordata; Actinopteri; Cypriniformes; Nemacheilidae
Gene: loxhd1b
Product: lipoxygenase homology PLAT domains 1b
Exons: 40
Molecular function (GO): protein binding
Source: RefSeq, a predicted model, not a curated record
UAAAAACGGAAAACUUUUUAUGCGUUUUGACUGUUCAUUUACAUGAAAAGCGGGUCUAAAAUUGCAAGUUUUUGAAAACGACGGCAUUAUCGUUUCCGUGUAAAGUCUGAAGGCGGCGUUUUCCAAAAGCGAUGACGUCAAACGCAUGCGUACACCACGUCCUAACCAAACGCGACGCGACUCAGCGACACGCGAUAAAAGGUAUCUUUUCCAUAUUAACCAGAGGUUUUGUCCUAACCAGCCGCGACAGCGCUGCGCAACGGUUUUUAUUUCCGCGACGUCGCGGCUGACAGCUCCGCCCACACAACGAUCUCAUUUGAUGAAUCGAACUGCAUUUGAAAGAAACAAAACAGACGUGUUCCGGAUAAAAACGCAUAACGUUGGACCUUUGAAAAAAAUCAGGAUCGAACAUGAUAACACGGGUCUGAACGCCAGCUGGUUUCUGGAUCGGGUCGUGGUCACAGACAUGAACAGGCCACAUUUGCGCUUUUACUUCGCUUGUAACAACUGGUUGAGCAGAACUGAAGGUGACAGUCUGUUUGUUCGGGAUCUGCUGGGCAGCCUGGACCCCAUGGAGAUGCCCAAAUAUAAUAAAUAUAUUGUGAGUGUUUUCACGGCUGAUGUUAAAGGCAGUGGAACAGAUGCGGACGUCUUCAUUAAUAUUUUAGGGGAAAUCGGCGAUACAGGAGAAAGAAGGCUGGACAAUGAUAAGAACAACUUUGAGCGAGGAACAGAGGACAAGUUCACCAUCGAGGCUCCUAAUCUGGGCCGAGUGAGGAAGAUAACCAUCGGCCACAAUAACAAAGGCUCCUCAGCCGGCUGGUUCGUAGAAAAGGUUAUAGUGGAUGAUCUGGGCAACAAGGCCGUCUACGAGUUCCCCAUCGGCCGCUGGCUCGCCAUCGAUGAGGAUGAUGGGAAAAUUCAGAGAGAUGUGCUGGUUGGAGGGAGUCAACCCACCGGUAUCGUGUAUAACGUUCAGGUGGUGACCGGAAGCAACAGAGGUGCAGGAACCAACUCCAAAAUCCACAUGAUCAUGCACGGAUCGAAAGGGAUGAAGAACAGCGGCAAGAUCUUUCUGGAAGGAGGAAAGUUUGAGCGAGGUCUCACGGACAUCUUUAACGUAGAGAUCGCGGCUCUGCUCAGUCCUCUCAGUCGGGUCACUAUCGGUCAUGAUAACGGAGGGGUCAGUCCCGGCUGGUACUGUGAGAAGGUGGUGAUCUAUUGUCCGUUCACUGGAAUCGAGCAGACGUUUCCCUGUUCUAAAUGGUUGGAUGAGAAUGAAGGUGAUGGAUUGAUCGAGAGGGAGCUGUAUGAAAUGGUUUCUCUGAGACAGAAGAGACAGAAGAAACAUCCCUGGUCCCUCUGGAUAUGGACGUCAGAUCUGGCCGGAUCGGGAACCGACGCUUCUAUCUUACUGCAGAUUUACGGAGAAAAGGGAAAGUCGGACGAGAUGAGACUGGACAACAAAACGGAUAACUUCGAGCAGGGUCAGCUGGAUAAAUUCAUAAUUGAAUUGCCAGAUAUCGGGAAGCUGACCAAACUCAGGAUCUGGCACGAGAAGAGGAAUCCCUUCGCUGGCUGGCAUUUAAGUCGAAUAUCACUCAUGAAAACAUUAGCAAAAGAGAUGUAUAAAUUCCCCUGCGAGCGCUGGCUGGACACAAAUGAAGACGAUAAUGAGGUCGUGCGAGAGCUGCCGGCGACGGGAGACAUGGUUCCUGAACCUCUUCCACUCAUAAAGUACCGUGUCGUAGUCUACACGGGGACUGUCAGCGGCAGCGGGACGGACGCCUCAGUUUUUCUCUGUCUGAUCGGUGUCAACGGAGACACGGGCGACCGCACUUUAAUCAACUGCAAGAACAACGUUAACAAGUUUGAGAAAGGCAACGCGGAUGAGUUCAUCGUGGAGGCCGUGUUCAUCGGGACGGUGCGGCGGGUCCGGAUCGGUCAUGACGGCAGAGGUGGAGGCUGUGGUUGGUUUCUGGAUAAAGUGGUCAUCAGAGAGGAGGGACAGGCCGAGUCGCAGGCUGUAGAGUUCCCCUGUAACAGAUGGUUUGAUCGUAAUGAAGAUGAUGGACAGAUUGUCCGUGAGUUGGUGCCAUUCGCUGACGGCCAAAGAUUAUACAACGUCAGCUAUCACAUCGCCGUCAAGACAGGGAAUGUCAGCGGAGGCAGUUCAGAUUCUAAAGUCUUUGUAAAGUUAUACGGCGAGAGAGGAGACACCAGCAGAAUGAUGCUGGUCGUUUCCGACAACAACCUGCGCAAUUACUUUGAGACGGGACGUGUUGAUAUUUUCAGCGUGGACACCUGUGACAUCGGCCAGAUCAGUCGCCUCAUGAUCGGUCACACCAACGAAGGGAUGCGUGCCGGCUGGUUUCUGGACAGCGUUCAGAUUAUGGUGCCCAAUCACGGCAGACAUUAAAUGUUCCCCAGUCACCGCUGGCUGUGCAGAGACGAGGCUGAUGGCAAAACUGAAGUGGAGAUCUAUCCCAGUGAAAUACUGGAUGUGGAACAACUGAUAAACUAUGAGAUUACGCUUGUGACGGGAGACGUCUGGGCCGGUGGCACCAAUGCCAAUGUUUUCAUCCAGAUAUACGGAGAUCAAGGAAAGACUGAAGUGCUCAGUCUGGGCAGCAGGUCCAACAACUUUGAAAGAGGUACAACAGAUAUUUUCAAGAUGGAAGCCAAAGACGUGGGGAAGAUCUUUAAGGUUCGUAUCAGUCACAAUGACACGGGUGUCGGCUCCGGCUGGUACCUGGACCGGGCGGAGAUCAAGCGUCUGAUCAUGGCCUUGGUUCCUAAAGAAAAGAAGGAAGACAAGAAGAAAAAGAAGAAGAAGAAAAAAGAGGAAGAUGAAGAGGAGGGCGGUGAGGAGGAGAUGAGGGAGGUGGUGCAGACGUACGUGUUCCCGUGCGAUCGCUGGCUGGCGUCUGAUGAGGAGGAGAAAGAGAUGGUGGUGGAACUUCUGCCGGAGGACAACGACGAGCUGGAGGAGAUCACGUAUGAAGUGAGCGUCUUCACAGGAGACAUGUACGGGGCCGGCACAGAUGCCAAAGUCUUCAUGAACAUCUACGGUGAGAACGGAGACACAGGGGAACGGCCGCUGAAGAAGUCCAAUCAUCUGAAUAAAUUUGAGCGUGGACGAGAGGAUGUUUUCACCAUCACUGCUGUGGAACUGGGACCUCUGAAGAAACUGAGGAUUCGUCAUGACAACAGUCAUCAGUCGGACUGGUACCUGGACCGAGUGGAAAUCCUGGACACUAAAGACGACACCACGUAUUAUUUCCCCUGUAACCGCUGGCUGGCGGUGGAUGAAGAUGACGGUCAGAUCGCCCGUGAGCUGGUUCCUGUGGAUGAGGCUUUCAUGAGGAAGGAUGAAGAUGAGGAGGAGUCAGGAGCCACGCUGGGUCUGGAGCAGAAGGCCAUGUCCACAACAUACACGCUGAGGAUCAAGACAGGAGAUAAAAAACACGCCGGAACUGACUCAAAUAUCUUUGCCAUUCUGUACGGGGAGAACGAUGACACGGGAAUCAUCAACCUGAAAGCUUCUAAAUCUCACAAGAAUAAGUUUGAGAAGGGAAUGAUCGAUGAGUUUACGGUGGAGGCUGUGGAUCUGGGAGAUCUUCAGAAGUUGAGAAUCGGACAUGAUAACACAGGUGGAUCAUCCGGCUGGUUUCUGGACUGGGUGGAAAUCGACGCUCCUUCACAGGGACAGAGGCUUCGCUUUCCGUGCGGCCGCUGGCUCGACUGUGGAGAAGAUGAUGGAGCGAUCAUCCGAGAUCUGUAUCCCGCAGACCUGCAGACUGAACUUUACACCCCGUUCGUUCCGUACGAGAUAAAAACCUUCACCAGCGACGUGUUUGCGGCGGGGACGGACGCGGACGUCUUCAUCGUUCUGUACGGUGAGAAGGGUCUGUGUACUCAACAGAAGUAUCUGUGCGUCAACAAGAGAGAGCGCCGCAUGUACUUUGAGCGAGAAGCGGAGGACAUGUUCAUCGUGGAGCUGGAAGAUGUAGGAGACGUCUUGGAGAAGAUUCGAAUCGGACACGAUAACAAAGGGACGAACCCCGGCUGGCAUCUGGACAGAGUGGAAAUAAGAAGACUUUUAAGAAAAGGAAAGGGUUCAGAGACCACCAUCUUCCCCUGCGAGUGCUGGCUGGCGAGGUCUGAGGAUGAUGGCGAGACGGUUCGAGAGCUGGUGCCCUCUGACAUCAUCACUGAGAAGCUCCUGCGAGACGGAACACUGAAACACAGCGAGAUGGAGGUGGAGGACGCUCUGGAGACCCACACGUAUAAGGUGUCUGUCAGGACGGGCGACAUGUACGGAGCGGGAAGUGAUGCCAACGUGUUUCUCACCAUCUACGGGGACCUGGGAGACACUGGCGAACGCAAACUCCGAAAAUCUGAGAGCAGCAGCAACAAGUUUGAGAGAGGAGCGGUGGAUAAGUUCAGCAUUGAGGCGGUGGAUCUCGGUCAGGUGUUUAAGAUCAGAAUCUGUCAUGAUAACUCGGGGCCGGGAGCGGACUGGUAUCUGGAUCAGGUGGAGGUGGUGGACGUGGAGACGGAGGAGGUUUACAUGUUCCUGUGUGAACGCUGGCUCUCCAAAAAGAAAGAGGACAAGCGGAUCGAGAGAACCUUCUUUGUCAAGGGAUAUGAAGGUGACAGAAACCCCAACAACGUGAAGAAGACCACACAGAACUCUAAAGCCGGUCUGGACGGAAACAUGAACAAGAAAAAGAAAAAGAAGAAAGCUGUAGUGGUGAACGAGGGUCCCAUGAUACCGUACCACUUCACAGUGUCCACAGGAGACGAUCGGGACGCCAGCACCUCCAGUCGCGUUUACGUCAUCGUCAUGGGACUCAACGAGCUGGAGACCGAGCGACUGUGGCUGGAUCUGCCCCACGACAAGAAAUGUUUCGCUGCCGGCGGGAUGGAACAUUUCGUCUGUUAUGGCUUAGAUGUGGGAGAAAUCAAGAGAGUUGAGUUGGGUCAUAAUGGAGCGACUCCAGAGAGCUGCUGGCUGGUGGAUGAGCUUUCUGUGGCCGUUCCCACUAAAGGCAUUCAGUACAACUUCACAUGCAAGUGCUGGUUAGCCAAAGACAGAGGAGACGGUCUGACGGCACGAGUCUUCAACAUCCUCGACGCUACCACCAUCAGCAUCAUACGAAAGGUGAUUUAUGAAGUGACUGUGGUCACAGGUGACACCCAGAACGCAGGUUCUGACACCAACAUCUUUAUAACUGUGUUCGGAGCCAACGGGAGCAGCGAGGAGAUGCUUCUCUCCAAAAAUGAGGACAGGUUUGAACGAGGACAAGAGGACACGUUUAACCUAGAGAUCGAUGACAUCGCUCCCCUGAAGAAACUGCGUGUCCGCAUCGACGGAACAGGAAGUCGUCCUGAUUGGUUCCUCGAUAAGAUGAUCAUGAGGAACUUGAGCACAGAAGAGAUUUGUGUGUUCACCUAUGAGAACUGGCUCUCCAAAACCAAAGGACCCAAGAGGACCAAAGUGUGUGAGCUCCCCGCUGUGGUGGAUGAUGAAGAGAUGGUGGAGAACACCACAUACACCAUUCAGGUCAAAACCAGUGACGCUGCUGGCGCUGGGACAGAUGCGAAUGUGUUUCUGAUGGUGUUUGGAGAAAACGGUGACACAGGGACUUUGGCGCUGAAAGAGAGCAGCAACAGAAAUAAAUUUGAACGCAAACAGGUGGAUGUUUUCCGCUUUCUGGAUGUUUUCAGUCUGGGAGAGCUGUCAAAGGUCCGGGUGUGGCAUGACAAUAAAGGUCCUGCUCCCGGAUGGCACCUGGAAUACAUCGAUGUGAAAGAUGAGCUGCUGAAUGAAACGUUCCGCUUCCCGUGUGACCGAUGGCUGGCCAAAAACGAAGACGACGGUCAGAUCAUGAGAGAACUGGCAUGUGCCAACAAUGACUCUCUGGAUCUCAGUGACAAGAUCAAAUAUGAAAUCGAAACCGCAACAGCCAACUCUGAAGACGCAGAGACUAAAGAAAACGCCUGGAUCGUGCUGGAGGGCAAAAAAGGCCGUUCGAAAGAGUUCAUGAUGGAAAACCCAAAGAAGAAGAGAUUUUUACGCGGUGCCACUGAUUCAUUUGAGUUUUCCUCUAAAAAUCUGGGAGAUAUUGUUGGUAUCUGUUUGGGUCACAUAUCGAAAGAGAAGAAAGUGAAGAGCGAAUCUUUCUGGCACGUGCAGGAGGUGCUGAUAACAGAAAAAGAGCUGGGAAACAAAUAUUAUUUCACCUGUGACGCUCGCAUUCCGCUGGCAGCCAAGAAAGACCAGUUCAUGACUUUUGAGUGCACCAAAUCCGUGGAGAGUUUUGCUAGCAAAGUCCGCAGUCUGGUUCCUGUGAAAUAUGAAAUCAUCAUCGUCACCGGCGACAAUAAAGAGGCGGGGACCGACACCAACGUCUUCAUCACAAUCUACGGCGUCAACGGAGACUCGGGGAAGCGACCGCUGAAGCAGAAGUUCAGAAACCUGUUUGAGAGAGGACGCACGGACCGCUUCUUACUGGAGAUGCUGGAUUUAGGUGAACUGUUGCGGAUCAAAGUGGAGCACGACAACAGCGGCCCGUCUCCCGGCUGGUUUCUGGAGUGUGUGGAGAUCACAAACACUGCCAACUGGGUGACGACCAUCUUCAUUUGUGGAAAGUGGUUAGACCAAAACAAAGCCGACGGACAGAUCCACAGAGUGCUGUAUCCCAAGUAUUAAACAUGAGCGCUAAACAACUCAAACACACAUCAACAACACCUAUUUGUACUUU